This is a messenger RNA of Pomacea canaliculata, 2333 nucleotides long. Its product is annotated as multiple epidermal growth factor-like domains protein 11. The record is from RefSeq and is a predicted model, not a curated record. The transcript has 10 exons. The coding region runs from base 233 to 1543 and encodes 436 amino acids. Gene Ontology annotation, molecular function: scavenger receptor activity. Lineage: Eukaryota; Metazoa; Mollusca; Gastropoda; Architaenioglossa; Ampullariidae.
AUGUAUUGCAUUUAAUAAUAACGGCAGGAGAUGAAUGAACUCACGAAGUUAGUGAAAGCAAUGUGGCACAAAUAGUUGUAGUCUGCUUGGAAGUGUUGCUGCUGGUGUUGAUGAUAAGAAAAAAAUGUAGGUUUUUAUUUUUCUACCGCUAUCAAAACACAUAGCUCUGAUAUCAUCCUCACGAAUGGUUUUCCCCUAACAGGAAGUUUGAAGAAAAGCGAAGAUUUUCACAAUGGCGGGUUGUGUCUGGAUGUGGGUUGUGACACUGUGUUUGUUUAUUAAAAUAUUACACUUUAGUACUGCACAGAAGAACCAAACAGAGUGUCCUGUUGGGAGGUACGGACCCCCCAACUGCACUGAGACCUGUGGUAGCUGUUUCAAUCCUCAUGACUGUAACAAGGUGACGGGCGCCUGCCCGUCCUGCAAAACUGGUUUUAGUGGAACACAGUGUAAAGAGUGCUCCCCCUUGCGCUGGGGAACAAGCUGCUCUCCCUGCGGAGUCGGGUGUGCUGGUACAUGUCAUGCCAGCAACGGAAACUGCACGUGUAGAGACGGAUGGACAGCGCCAUACUGUACAGAGUGUGCUGCUGGGCGGUAUGGACCCAACUGCACUGAGACAUGUGGUAGUUGUGCCAAUCCUCGUGACUGUAACAACGUGACGGGCUCCUGUCCGUCCUGCACAACUGGAUUUAAUGGAACACUUUGUAAAGACUGCGCUGUGGGUAACUGGGGGGACACCUGUUCACACCUGUGUGGUUCUGGCUGUGAGAACGGAGUUUGUGACACUCUCCAUGGAACAUGUGACUGCAAGAAAGGGUGGAAAAUACCUACCUGUGAAGAUUGCACAGACGGUCACUACAACGUGUCUAACGACUGUCAAAACACCUGUGGUAGAGGAUGUAACAACACAUGUAGCAGGACAGAGGGGACAUGUCAGUGUCGGGCAGGAUGGCAGCCACCUCUGUGUCAAUGGUGUGCUGACGGGUGGUUCGGGUCUGAGUGUACAGAGUGCGGCCACUGCGCCAACAACAGCGUCUGUGACAAGAAGACCGGCGUCUGUCCUUUUUGUGAUGGAGACUUUGUAGCCCCUCUGUGUGUAGAUGCGGUCGCACCGUGCAAGGACAGCUGCAGUGUGGCAGGUCCUGUGGCCGGCACUGCCAUCGGCUGUAGUGUCGUCUUUUUCAUCGUAGGCGCCAUCUUUGAUUGGUGGAUGAGAAGAUCACGAUCAAAGAAACCGUCACAAGCAGAUUAUUCACAUGAGGAAUUUUCAUCAAAGUCUAACCUGGGUACCCCCGCUUUGUCCUCACGGCGUCUGGCUGAAUGUCCCGGACGUCCAGAAUCUCCAAAGGACAGAUCAGAGGACACCUCAGACUAUGGAAACAUCGGCUUUGACAGCAACAUUUACGAGGAAUCUGUCGUCAGUGAUAACAAGAUGACAGCUUACGUUCCCCUUGAAUUCCCCGUGAACAGCAAGAAUACUGACAAUGACAGUGACAAUGAUUACAUCAACGCCACGUCACGUCACAAACUGCAGCUCGAGUAAAACCAACAAAAUUCUAGUAUUGUUGUGUUUCAUCUUACACUCAUAUUUUUUUUAACCUUGUGGCAGCAGCAGAACACUCUUUAUGAAUGGUAAUUUCACUGUCAAACAGACUUUUCCAGAUUUUGGUUUCAAACCACCAUCAGCACCAAAUAAACUGUCUGAUAGUCAUAUUUAAUCAAAUUUCUGUAAUAGCUUUAGAAACAGCUUGCAUUGAAGAACAACUUUAAUUUUUCAACUGACCCAUUGUAAAAAUUCAAAAUAUAGUAUAACUCACGAUGAUUUGCAGAAAUGUAAUAAAUUUGAUAUUUUCUUGUAUACAUAGAAAACCUAGAGUUCAGCUUCAGCUACGAUAAGGUAAAAAAUUUGACAUUCAGUAAUCUCUUGUGAAUUUAAUGUCACAUCCUGUGUUUGUGUCUAUUCUGUGAAUGCUAUGUCUCUGAAUCAUUUUGCUAGUAGUUGAUUGUCUCAAGCUUUUGUUACAACACGUAUAAAUGUAGAGCCAGCGAUGACAGCAACACGAAAGAACUACAAACUUGAAUAAUGCUCUCUUCCAUGACAUGGUCGCAAUAUCCAAUAAUUCAGAUGAUCGCCUCACAACUUCUGUAAAUAAUUUUUGAAAGUUUUCAAGUUUAAACGCAAAAUUUACAAAAAUAAUAAAAACAUAUUUAGCAUAAACAUAUCUAACGUAGAAAGUGAUUUUAUUUUUCCUAAUUUUAUAUCUGUUAUAUUAUUACUAUUUUCAUAGCAUAAAGUAUUUGAAACUGUAUAAGUAUUAAUAUAGAUAGCUUCA